GAAACGAAUGUCAGUAAUAAUUGUUUAGUCCCCUGAGGAAGCAUAACAAUGAAUUCGUGCGUAUACCUGAUUUUAAUUUCUUUUUGGACAUUCUGUUCAAGUGAACCUGAAUGCUCCAAAUUUCAUUACGAGGAAAGAACUCUUGAAAAAAUUAUAAAAACUGAAUUCAUUGUUGAAAGGCUAAAAUCAGAUGUUUCAGAAAGGGAUGGAAUCACAAAAGCAGCGUUGGAGAAAAAUCAAGAAGACUUGGCGAAAAUCAAAAACGACCUUAUAGAUUUGGAGGAUAGGCAUGACAAAGAGUGCAAAGCGAUAACGGAAAAAGCUUCAGCGGUUGCCUUCAAAGCCAGUAAUUUGAAGAAUCUCAAUCCCAGCACAGGUGAGACAUUGAUAUUUACUACAACGCAUUUCGACAACAACACCGGCUAUGAUAAUACAACAGGCAUCUAUACAGCAGCAACUAGAGGGUUAUAUCUAUUCACGUGUCAAUUAUGUGUGUAUCAGAACAAGAGAGUUCAAAUUCAAUUAGUGCAAGGUCAAACGACCGUAAACAGCAUGUAUACGGAUGGUGGUAAAAUGAGCGGCGCUUGCCGAAGAAUGGUAGAUGUUUUGGUACUUAAUACAAAUGAACAAGUGCGCAUUAAAGUCGGCUAUUUUUCAGGCAGCACUGUCUUCUGGGAAAAUUCUUCUGGUACAAAUAUUUUUUCCGGAGUUCUGAUUAGUAUUUAAAAACGUACGUGCUGCUGGGAGGGGUGAUGUGUUAAAAUGCAUGUUUUUUCAAAAGACUACAAUAAUAUGAUACUUGUGAGAAAUACAUGUAUAUAGAAAGUACAGGCGGAAAACACGUUUGUUGUUGUUGUUGUUGUUGUUGUUUAGGCAGUUAUUUUUGUCACAAGCAAUUAGUGUUAAUCAACCGUCAAUCACAGUUAGAAAUUUGUAUAUACGGAAAACUGUGUUCAGAUAAUAGACUAAUACCUAAAUUUACUCAUGAGCUUGUAAGUUUGUUACAUCAUACUUAUGGUUUGUUUCCUUUUAGUUUUGUUUUAAUUUCGUCCUUGUAAAUAUUGCGUGCGAAACUGAAUAUUAUAAAACUAGAUAACUUGAUGUAUGUUACACUUUGCAUAAUGAUAGACAUAAAUUGUAAGUAGAGGUAAAUCAACUUAGUUUGAAUCUUGUCUUUUCAAACUAUUCAAUAUAAAUUGUUUGCCAUGUUAGAUGUAUUGUGUACUUAGAUUUGUAUAACAAUAUUAUGAUCUUAUACUUUUGCUAAUUGAUUUGAUACUUUUGUUAAUUGAUCUGAUACUUUUUCUAAUUUAUAUGAAACUUUUGCUAAUUGAUUUGAUACUUUUGCUAAUUUAUAUGAAACUUUUGCUAACUGAUUUGAUACUUUUGCUAAUUGAUCUGAUACUUUUUCUUAUUUAUAUGAAACUUUUGAUGAUUGAUUUGAUACUUUUUGCUUAUUGAUCUGAUACUUUUUUCUAAUUUAUAUGAAACUUUUGCUAAAGGGUUUGAUACUUUUUGCUCAUUAAUCUGAUACUUUUUCUAAUUUAUAUGAAAAUUUUGCUAAUUGAUUUGAUACUUUUGCUAAUUGAUCUAAUACUUUUGCUAAUAGAUCUAAGAUGUAAUACUUUUGCUAAUAGAUCUAAUACUUCAACUUAUUUACUAAUAUGCCACCUAUUGCGCCACGCAAAUAUUGACAGUUUUCUUUCUGAUUGGCAAGUCAAGACAUAUUGUAUAUUUAGAAUUGUACAUGGGAAUAUUUUACACAUGGAUAAACAUGUAUUGCAUCUGAAUUAUGUUCAUUGGACGAUGCAGUAUUCUAUACAGUGAGUUGACAGAACGCUUAAAUGUGUAUUAAAAAUGUACUACAAGUAAUAUUAAUAAUUUUAAACACUGAUUUUAACUUGUUAUAUUUCAAUUACAAAUUCGUUUAUUGUUCAUUUUCGUUAUCAAAUGAAUAUUAACCUCUUCAACACUCUGAUAUUGAUCAUAUUUGACAUAUGUACAUUAUAUGUUUAAUUUUAUUACCUUUUAAACCUUUAUAUAAACAUAUUACAUGUACUUACUUGCAAGUAACUGAUAUGUUAAUAUAUAUUUAUAUCACUCUUUGUUUAAUUGAAAACCUGGUUUUAUUUCGGACUGUAGGGCAUAUAUUACGAAUAAAAUAUUGGCAUUAUAA
This is a messenger RNA of Ruditapes philippinarum (Manila clam), 2176 nucleotides long. RefSeq lists its product as uncharacterized. Bases 49 to 726 code for a protein of 225 amino acids. The record is from RefSeq and is a predicted model, not a curated record. Gene Ontology annotation, molecular function: protein binding. NCBI's taxonomy places the organism in Eukaryota, Metazoa, Mollusca, Bivalvia, Venerida, Veneridae. The transcript is spliced from 2 exons.